Messenger RNA from Ipomoea nil (Japanese morning glory), 540 nucleotides. RefSeq names its product merozoite surface antigen 2-like. NCBI's taxonomy places the organism in Eukaryota, Viridiplantae, Streptophyta, Magnoliopsida, Solanales, Convolvulaceae. The transcript has a single exon. The record is from RefSeq and is a predicted model, not a curated record. The coding region runs from base 1 to 540 and encodes 179 amino acids.
AUGGGAGAAGGGAGUGGGGGACUCGAGCAUAGUCCGGCUGACCUCUCCACGAAUGGUCCAUCCAACCUUGCAACGAAUGGUCCAUUCAACUUUGCAACGAAUGGUCCAUUCAACCUUGCAGCGAAUGGUCAAUCAAAUGGUACAUCCAACCUUGCAACAAAUGGUGCAUCAAAUGGUCCAUUCAACCUUGCAACGAAUGGUCCAUCAAAUGGUUCAUUCAACCUUUGCAACGAAUGGUCCAUUCAACAUUGGGUCCAAAGUCGAGAGACUUCGACAUAUAACAACUGGAACCCUAGGGGCGAUACAAGGUCCGACCUCACCUAUCGUCAAACGGAAGAGCUUUUGGGUCCAAUGUCGAAUGACUUCGACCUAAAGCCGCUAACGCCAAAGGGGCGAUACGAGGUCCAACCUCACCUAUCACCAAACAGAAGAGCUUUUGGGUCCAAAGUCGAAGGACUUCGACCUGAAACCACUAACACCAAAGGGGCGAUACGUGUUCCGACCUCACCUAUCACCGAACGGAAGGUUUGGUUUGAUUAG